AUGAUAGCGACGGGAAAGAAAAAGAAGAAUCCGAGGAAGAUGAAGAUGAAGAGGACGCAGAAAGUGGUGAGGAAGAAGAAAGUGGAGAGGAAGAAGAAGAUAACAGUGUAUCAAGCAACGAUGACAACAACGCAUCUAACACUUGCUAUCGACCACCGAAGCCUGGCAAGUGCUGUCGACCACAGGUGUCUAAUACCUGCUUUGUACCAAAAGUCCCUAAACCUUGCUGUCGACCGAAACCGUCUGAUAGCUGCUUUCCACCAAAGGACUCCUGCUGUCAACCAAAGGAGCCUGACAACUGCUGUCAACCAAAGGCGCCUGUUAGCUGCUGGCAACCAAGAACGAUGCCUGAUAAUAGCUGUAAACCAAAGCCACCUGAACCCUGCUGUCAACCAAAGAUAUCUGACAGCUGCUGCAAGCCACGGGUACCUGACAGCUGCUGUAAGCCGCGGCCGCCGGAUCCCUGCCUUCCACCGAAAGUACCUGAGACUUGCUGUGGACCAAAGGAGCCUGACAUCUGUCUUCGACCACAACCGUCCGAAAACUGCUGUCAACAAGAGGUGUCAGACAUCGACUAUUACGCUCCAUGCGAGGGACAACCACAGCCAACCCCUCCUUGUAAAUUUAUAUGCUUUAUUUCUAAUGACGCCAGAGGUCACCUUUAUAGCGCUAACAUUAUGCUCUGCGUCAGUUCGUGCGAACUGGCCGGAUCCCCAAACUGAUCCAUUGGUGUUCAUCGCAAACCCAGUAGAAGCCGGAGUACCCAGCCACUGGGUCCCUGCAAGUAUCCUCAAAAUGAUCCUUAAAAAGGCCUCAACCGCAGGACCUGACUUCAACUUGCUAUUUACAAAUAAACCAAAAAACUGGAAAAAGUCACCGCAACAGAAAAAAAAACCACCGAAUCAAAAGCCGAAAAAGGAAGAUCCAAAACCAGUUAGCGAAUCAACGGAUUUUAGUGAAGAAGAAAAUACUGAAUCUGAAUCGGAAGAAUCCCAGCAAGAAGAAUCUGAAGAAGACGAAGAAUUUGAAGAAGAGGAAUCUGAAGAAGAAGAAGAGGAGGAGGAAGACGAAGAAGAGGCUGAGGAAGAAGAGGAGGAGGAGGAAGAGGAAGAAGAGGAAGAAGAGGAGGAAGAGGAGGAAGAGGAGGAAGAGGAGGAAGAGGAGGAAGAGAAAGAAGAGGAGGAAGAUGAAGAGGAAGAAGAAGAGGAAGAAGAACAGGAAGAAGAGGAAGAAGAGGAGGAAGAAGAAGAGGAAGAAGAAGAGGAAGAAGAGGAGGAAGAGAAAGAUGAAGAGAAAGAAGAGGCAACAGAGGAAAUAAAUGAAAAUGAUGAAGAUGAGGAAGAGGAUAAAAAAAGAGUAAACGAAAAUCAGGUAGAAGACGAAUCAGACGAAGAGGGUGAACAAGAAAUAGACGUGGAGGGAGAAGAGGAAACAGAGAAAGAAGAAGAAAAGGAAACAUACGAAGAGGAGACACAAGAAGAGGAAGAGGAUCAACAAGUAACAUACGAAGUGGGAGAGCACGAAACUGACGAAUUGGAUGAAGAGAAUGCAGAGGAAGAAGACGAAGAAGUGGAAGAGGGUCCUGAAGAGGAGGAAGAGCAAGCAGGGGAAGAAGAUGAAGGUGAAGAAGUCGAAGAAGAGGCAGAGGAAGAAGACGAAGAAGAGUUAGAGGAGGACAAAGAGGAGGAUGAGCAAGAAGGGGAAGAAGAUGAAUUUGAAGAAGUCGAAGAAGAAGAAGUGCUGGAUGAAGAGGAGGAAGAGUUAGAAGAGAUGGAAGAGGAUGCGGAGGAAGAAGACGAAGAAGAGUUAGAGGAGGAUGAGCAAGAAGGGGAAGAAGAUGAAUUUGAAGAAGUCGAAGAAGAAGUAGUGCAGGAUGAAGAGGAGGAAGAGUUAGAAGAGAUGGAAGAGGAUGCGGAGGAAGAAGACGAAGAAGAGUUAGAGGAGGAUGAGCAAGAAGGGGAAGAAGAUGAAUUUGAAGAAGUCGAAGAAGAGGAAGUGCUGGAUGAAGAAGAGGAAGAGUUAGAAGAGGUAGAAGAGAAUGCGGAGGAAGAAGACGAAGAAGAGUUAGAGGAGGACAAAGAGGAGGAUGAGCAAGAAGGGGAAGAAGAUGAAUUUGAAGAAGUCGAAGAAGAGGAAGUACUGGAUGAAGAGGAGGAAGAGUUAGAAGAGAUGGAAGAGGAUGCGGAGGAAGAAGACGAAGAAGAGUUAGAGGAGCACGAAGAGAAGGAUGAGCAAGAAGGGGAAGAAGAUGAAUUUGAAGAAGUCGAAGAAGAGGAAGUGGGGCAUGAAAAGGAGGAAGAGCAAGGGCAGGAAGAAGGUGAAGACGAAGAAUACGAAGAAGAAGAGGAAGAUGGUAAAGAAGAAACGAAGCAACCUGAGGCGUCUAACGUUCUACCCACGCGCCCUGUAAUGCCAGAUGUCACCAUAAUAAUGCUAACGUUAUGCUCUGUGAAAAUCGCCCACUCAAGCAAAUGGCCAAAUCGAACUAAACUCUCUCAAGCAGGCAGCAACCAUUGGCCAGACCCUGAAAAUGACCCAUUGAUGUAUGUCGCGAACCCAGUAGAAGCCGAUUUACCUGGACACUGGCUUCCACUGAGUGUGCUCAAAGCUGUUCUAGAGAAAGGUACUACACUUCCACCUAAGGAAGAACGUGCUGUAUUUAAAAAAACACAUACCGUAAAGCCACCACAAAACAACAAAACUCAACAGAAAAAAGAAACAGAAGAAUCUAGUGUAAACACAGAAGUAGAAACCGUAGAGGAAUCUAGUGAGGAAACCGAGGCAACACAGGAGGCAACUGGUGAAAGCUCAGAGGAGGCAAGCGAGAACAGUUCUGAAAGAGAGACGACGCAAGAAAAAACAACGCAAGAAGAGUCGGAGCAAGAGGAAAACACGAACGAAGAAUCAGAGCAUGAGCACCCAACGAAAGAGGAUUCAGAGCCACAGGAAUCAACAAAAGAGGAGUCAGAUCUAGAGGAAUCAACAAAAGAGGAAUCAAACCCAGUGGAAUCAACAAAAGAACAUUCAGACCCAGUGGAAUCAACAAAAGAACAUUCAGACCCAGUGGAAUCAACAAAAGAACAUUCAGACCAAGUGGAAUCAACAAAAGAGGAGUCAGAGCCAGAGGAAUCAACAAAAGAGGAGUCAGAGCCAGAGGAAUCACCGAAAGAAGAGUCACAUCAAGAACCAGAGAUAGAAACAACGACAUUUAAAGACUUAGAUCCAAUUAAAACUGACGUGGAAACACUUAAGGGUGCAUUAGAUGGUCCUGCGAAUAUGGCUCCAAAACGCAAGAAAAAGCCGGUGGCCAGUAUGAAGACAGUCUUGAGAAAACUGCUGAAGAACCAAGUGAAGAAUCAGAUGUAUCAGAGUCGACUGAGGCAACUAGUGAAAGCGCGGAAUCGUCGAGUCGACAAGAAUCUGAACAAACAGAGACUACGCAAGAGGAGACUACAAAAGAAGAUACUGCAGAGGAGGAGACAACAAAAGAAGAUACUGCAGAGGAGGAGACAACAAAAGAAGAUACUACAGAGGAGGAGACAACUAAAGAGGGUACUGCAGAGGAGGAGACAACAGAAGAGGGUACUGCAGAGGAGGAGACAACAGAAGAGGGUACUGCAGAGGAGGAGACAACAAAAGAGGGUACUGCAGAGGAGGAGACAACAGAAGAGGGUACUGCAGAGGAGGAGACAACAAAAGAGGCAACCCAAGAGGAGGCUACCAAAGAGGAGACUACAAAAGAGGAGACAACCCAAGAGGAGGCUACCAAAGAGGAAACAACCCAAGAGGAGACUGCUCAAGAAAAAGAAGAGACGCAAGAGGAAUCGCAUCAUGAAUCCGUGCAAGAAGGGCCGGCAACAGAAAACCCUCCAGAUGGGCCAACUAAGAAGAAGAAAAAGAAGAUUCGCCAGGAAGAUUUUAUUUAGGUAAAAGGCUAUGCCUUCGAGACGUUCAAACAUACUUUUUUAACUCAUGUUAAUUAUAAGAUUUACCUAAUAUACACACCUAGUUUAAAAGUUUGGUUGUAAUUCUGUUAUUUGUCCAUUUUGCUUGAUUAUGCAGUUACACGUUACUCGUUUAAGUCGGGUACUUAUAAGAGACUAUAUUUCAUCGCCUUUAUCUGUCUGUCACACAUUAUUAAGUAAAUUCUUUAAGUUAUGUAUUCCUAACUAUCAACAUUGAACAAGCGCAAAUUUUCAAUCUCGAAACCGGGUGCAAUUUCGGCUUAGUAGUCGAUUCGCCUGAUUCAAUCGAACCCGCAAUUACUUGGAAUAUUCUCAAUAUUCCUUAUCUAUGUAGUUUUAAGUUUAUUCGUUGAAAACAAUAAUUAAACAAAAGAGUGAGUUCUUUUUUUUCCUGACACUUGGUUCAAGGUUCAAACAAGCAGUCUUGUCAAAACAUGUCUCUACACGUCUUGCCAAUCAUAGGGGCAGCACCCAGUCUGCAGACCAAGGUAUUUCUUAUCUCUAGCCUUUAAUUAAUCCAUAAGCCCGUUUGCUUUGUUAUACGUAUACAAUACAAUCGAAAAAAAAUGCUGUUUUGUUAACUCUUUGUGUAUUACACGGUUGAAACUAAAACAACAAAGUAGGAGAUACGAUAUUCCGAGAUAGGUAGCUAAGCAAAACCAUGGUCAGUUGACUCAGUUGUAAUUUUCUUACAACUGAGUCCUACAUCUAAUAGAAAACAUCCUC
This is a messenger RNA of Trichoplusia ni (cabbage looper), 4691 nucleotides long. Its product is annotated as probable serine/threonine-protein kinase kinX. The record is from RefSeq and is a predicted model, not a curated record. Bases 1 to 3930 code for a protein of 1309 amino acids. The transcript is spliced from 6 exons. Lineage: Eukaryota; Metazoa; Arthropoda; Insecta; Lepidoptera; Noctuidae.